Arabidopsis arenosa is the source of this 1342-nucleotide messenger RNA. The record is from the annotation of a GenBank genome assembly. Lineage: Eukaryota; Viridiplantae; Streptophyta; Magnoliopsida; Brassicales; Brassicaceae.
CUCGAAUCUCUCCUUCCGUCGUGCGAUGCGUGAUAGAGAAGUGCGGCAGUGUCCGCCAUGGAAUCCCUCUUCACCAAUCUCUAGCUUUCUUCAAUUGGGCCACUUCACGAGACGAUUACGACCAAAAAUCGCCUCAUCCUUACAACGAAAUGAUUGAUCUUGCAGGAAAGGUUAGACAAUUCGACUUAGCUUGGCAUUUGAUUGAUCUCAUGAAAUCGAGAAACGUCGAAAUUUCGAUUGAAACCUUCACGAUUUUGAUUAGACGUUAUGUUAGAGCUGGUUUAGCUUCAGAGGCUGUACAUUGCUUUAAUCGUAUGGAAGAUUACGGUUGCGUUCCUGAUCAAAUCGCGUUUUCGAUAGUUAUUAGUAAUCUUUCUAGGAAGAGGAGAGCUAGUGAAGCUCAGUCGUUUUUCGAUAGUUUGAAAGAUAGGUUCGAGCCUGAUGUUAUAGUUUACACCAAUUUGGUUCGUGGGUGGUGUAGAGCUGGUGAAAUCUCUGAGGCAGAGAAAGUGUUCAAGGAGAUGAAAUUGGCUGGGAUUGAACCUAAUGUGUAUACUUACAGCAUUGUGAUCGAUGCGUUGUGUAGAUGCGGGCAAAUCAGCCGUGCGCAUGAUGUUUUUGCGGAUAUGUUAGAUUCGGGCUGUGCUCCAAAUGCCAUUACUUUCAAUAACCUGAUGAGGGUUCAUGUGAAAGCAGGAAGAACAGAGAAGGUUUUGCAGGUUUAUAACCAGAUGAAGAAGCUAGGAUGCGAGCCUGAUACUAUUACUUAUAACUUCCUCAUUGAGACUCAUUGCAGAGAUGAGAAUCUGGAAAACGCGGUCAAGGUUUUGAACACGAUGAUCAAGAAGAAGUGUGAAGUGAAUGCUUCGACUUUCAAUACGAUAUUUAGGUACAUCGAGAAGAAGAGAGACGUGAAUGGCGCGCAUAGGAUGUAUUCGAAAAUGAUGGAAGCAAAAUGUGAGCCGAAUACGGUGACUUAUAAUAUUCUGAUGAGGAUGUUUGCCGGGUCGAAAUCUACUGAUAUGAUUCUGAAGAUGAAGAAGGAAAUGGAUGAUAAAGAGGUUGAACCGAAUGUGACUACCUAUAGGCUUCUGGUUACAAUGUUUUGUGGGAUGGGACAUUGGAAUAAUGCUUAUAAGUUGUUUAAAGAAAUGGUUGAAGAGAAGUGUUUGACACCGAGCUUGUCUUUAUAUGAGAUGGUUCUUGCUCAGUUAAGAAAAGCUGGGCAAUUGAAGAAGCAUGAAGAGCUGGUGGAGAAGAUGAUUCAAAAGGGACUCGUUACUCGGCCAUUAUAGGAACUAGGAACCUUCCAAGCAUCAAAGAAUAAGCUCUUUUUCUCAGG